AUGUUGAACAAGAUGUUGCUCCUUGUCAUUGUUGCCUCUUUUGUCGCUGUGUCACAGGCUCAAGAAUUCGGCGCCUUUGGAUGCCCGACCGUUUCUACAAAAGACAAUUUUAACCUCACCAGGUAUCUAGGAACAUGGUAUGAAAUUUACAAAUUCAAAGCCAACUUCGAAAACAACGAAAAAUGUAUUCAGGCAAACUACCAGUUGAAACCUGAUGGCCACAUUCGUGUGAAUAAUACUGGAGUUUCAAUAAGUGAUGGAAGUCCAAGCACGGCCAUUGGCGACAUCUACAUUCCUGAUCCUAGUGUUGGAUCCAGGCUUAAAGUUAAAUUUGCUUCUGCUGCUCCAUAUGGAAAUUACUGGGUAUUGGACACAGAUUAUGAAAACUACACACUGAUUUACUCCUGCACAAGCAUCCUCGGGAUCAGCCAUUUUGAAUUUGGAUGGAUUCUGGCGCGAUCAAGAACACUUCCAGAUUCAACUAUACAAAAACUUUUUGGAAUCAUGAAUGGAUACAAAAUUAAUACACAUCAUUUUAUGAAGACUGAUCAAAGUGGUUGCUAAUUAUUGUAUGUAUUAUUGUUGUUUUCAUUUGAAUGUAACUCAAAUUCUUUAAAAGCCUCAUUGUUUCUUUUCCAUUAACUUUGCCAAAAAAGAUGCCAUUUCUCAGAAAGAAUAUUUUUGUUGCAAUAGCCUAUGUCAUGUUAUAAAAGUGGUUGUUGUUUUGUAGGUGCAUAUACAUGUAUACCUUUAGUGCACGGAAUUCUCAAUUUUAAUUUUAUACUUGUUCAAAAUCAAAGAUAUGUACCAGUAUACCUGUAAAAAUCUAAAAAAAAAAAUUUUGCUGUUGAAGCAAUUAUUUUAUAAAAUGUGGCUGUAGUUUGGAUUAUUGCUAAAUUUCUUUUAAGAUGUAUUAUCUUUAAAUGUUAUAUAUGUUUUUGUUCAUAAUCGUUUAAUUGUUCUUUGUUAUCUAAUACUUUUAUGAACAAAUAAAUCAUGAAAUACUUAUCUAUAGUUCGUGCUUUUCUGGAUCGCAAACUGUUUAACAACGUGUUCUGGGCUACCUCAGUACUCCGUAUAUGUCCACAUGCAAACUCUUUGCAGGAUGAAACGAAUUUUCUGCCAUUGGUUAACC
Saccostrea cuccullata (small rock oyster) is the source of this 1135-nucleotide messenger RNA. RefSeq names its product apolipoprotein D-like. Gene Ontology annotation, cellular component: cytoplasm. The transcript is spliced from 4 exons. Gene Ontology annotation, molecular function: pigment binding. The record is from RefSeq and is a predicted model, not a curated record. Lineage: Eukaryota; Metazoa; Mollusca; Bivalvia; Ostreida; Ostreidae. Bases 1 to 564 code for a protein of 187 amino acids. Gene Ontology annotation, biological process: lipid metabolic process; response to reactive oxygen species.